This is a messenger RNA of Callithrix jacchus (white-tufted-ear marmoset), 9582 nucleotides long. It is a transcript of the gene LSAMP, whose product is annotated as limbic system associated membrane protein. Lineage: Eukaryota; Metazoa; Chordata; Mammalia; Primates; Cebidae. The record is from RefSeq and is a predicted model, not a curated record.
GAAGGGGGGAGGCGCUGAGCAGAGAGAGCGCCAGGGACUGGAAGGAGAAACAGGAAAGGGAGGCGGGGGAGAGAGGCUCUGGGUUGCUGCUGCUUCUGCUGCUGCUGCUGCUGCUGCUGUGUGGCUGUUUCUGUACACUCACUGGCAGGCUUGGAGCCGGCUCCCUCGCCCGCCCGCCAGCCUGGGAAAGUGGGUUACGGAGCGAAGGAGCUCAGCUCAUACACUAGCAGAGGAGCGUCCAGCCACAGAGAGACCAAACAAGAACCCCUUCCUCUGGCUUUCUCUUCAGCUCUUCCAGAGGGCUUGCCAUUUGUACUCUCUCUUUUGAAAUUGUGUUGCUUUUACUUUUUCACCCUUCUGCCUGGGUGUUGUGAGGGCUUUGUUAAGUCUUAGAGGGAAAAGAGACUGAGCGAGGGAAAGAGAGAGGCAAAGUGGAAAGGACCACAAACUGGCAAAGCCCGCUCUGUGCUCGCUGUGGAUGAAAGCCCGGUGUUGGUGAAGCCUCUCCCGCGAGCAGCGCGAGCCCCUCCAGAGCACCCCACGGACCCGAACCUCGGCAGUGGCCACCAUGGUCGGGAGAGUUCAGCCAGAUCGGAAACAGUUGCCUCUGGUCCUACUGAGAUUGCUCUGCCUUCUUCCCACAGGACUGCCUGUUCGCAGCGUGGAUUUUAACCGAGGCACGGACAACAUCACCGUGAGGCAGGGGGACACAGCCAUCCUCAGGUGUGUUGUAGAAGACAAGAACUCAAAGGUGGCCUGGUUGAACCGUUCUGGCAUCAUUUUUGCUGGACAUGACAAGUGGUCUCUGGACCCGCGGGUUGAGCUGGAGAAACGCCAUUCUCUGGAAUACAGCCUCCGAAUCCAGAAGGUGGAUGUCUAUGAUGAGGGUUCCUACACUUGCUCAGUUCAGACACAGCAUGAGCCCAAGACCUCCCAAGUUUACUUGAUCGUACAAGUCCCACCAAAGAUCUCCAACAUCUCCUCGGAUGUCACUGUGAAUGAGGGCAGCAACGUGACCUUGGUCUGCAUGGCCAAUGGUCGUCCUGAACCUGUUAUCACCUGGAGACACCUUACACCAACUGGAAGGGAAUUUGAAGGAGAAGAAGAGUAUCUGGAGAUCCUCGGCAUCACCCGGGAGCAAUCAGGCAAAUACGAGUGCAAAGCUGCCAAUGAGGUCUCCUCGGCGGAUGUCAAACAAGUCAAGGUCACUGUGAACUAUCCUCCCACUAUCACAGAAUCCAAGAGUAAUGAAGCCACCACAGGACGACAAGCUUCACUCAAAUGUGAGGCCUCGGCAGUGCCUGCACCUGACUUUGAGUGGUACCGGGAUGACACUAGGAUAAACAGUGCCAAUGGCCUUGAGAUUAAGAGCACCGAGGGCCAGUCUUCCCUGACGGUGACCAACGUCACUGAAGAGCACUAUGGCAACUACACCUGCGUGGCUGCCAACAAGCUCGGGGUCACCAAUGCCAGCCUCGUCCUUUUCAAACGUGUUUUACCCACAAUCCCCCACCCCAUUCAAGAAAUUGGUACCACCGUGCACUUCAAGCAAAAAGGACCUGGGUCGGUGAGAGGAAUAAAUGGAUCCAUCAGUCUGGCCGUACCACUGUGGCUGCUGGCAGCAUCUCUGCUCUGCCUUCUCAGCAAAUGUUAAUAGAAUAAAAAUUUAAAAAUAAUUUAAAAAACACACAAAAAUGCGUCACACAGAAUACAGAGAGAGAGAGAGAGAGAUGGGGGGAGACCGUUUAUUUCACAACUUUGUGUGUUUAUACAUGAAGGGGGAAAUAAGAAAAUGAAGAAGGAAAUACAACAUUUAAAACAAUUUUACAGUCCAUCAUUGAAAAUUUAAGUAUCAUUCAGGAUGGAGAAGUUUCUACCAGGAUAUGUUUAUAUCUACUAAGGAAAUGGAUGCUGUGUAAAGACAACGUCAUACUAAAGACAUCCGGAUGCUGUAAAAAUAAGACAAGAACCAGAUGGAUAUUAAGCCCCCAACACACACUUUAUCCUUCCUUCCUUCAUCCUUUUUCAUCUGUGGGGGAAAAAAUAAGGUCUUGCCUUUGGUGUUUCUAUUUCCAUAACCUUUUAAUUGUGUUUUUCAUUUGAGCUGACUUGUAGCCACUUCCGACUAUCAAUGGAAUCUUACGUUGAUCCUUUCUCUGGCUUUCCUUCCUCCACUAUCUCUCCAACUUUAGACAUCAUCCCCUCUCCCUCCAGUGUGUUCUCUCUCCCCCACGCCCAUCCUACAUGUCCCCUUUUUACCCACCUUUCCUCCCCCACCUCUCCUCACCCUCACCCCCUCCCCAGAGCACUAGUCAUGCCGCAAAUGCUAGGAAGUGCCAUUUUAAUUUUCUCCACUGUGCGCGUGUGCUCAAGUCUUUCGCUCUCACGUGGGUGUACAUGUGUGUGAGCGUGUGUGUGUCUCUCUCUAAAGCAUGCCAAGGGAAUGGUCCAUGUGUACAUAGACUCACUGUGCUGUAGAUACUGUCCUGCAUUGUAAUUGUGAGAUGCGGCUAUAACAAGUUGCUGGGGGAGAUGGUGGGGAAGGAGGCAAGGAGCAGAGUCCUCCCCCCAUCCAUGGCUGUCACAUGGCAUCAGUGUGUAUUCAGACCAAGCUGUGCCCCUUCCAAGGGCAGGACCCCAUAUUCCUCCUAGUCCCAUCAUCAGAACCGAGUGGGGAGUCACUCAGAAUAUCACUGUAAAUGAAAGUGCCUACUAUCGAUGGGGUAAGCAAACAGUAUAAGGAAUUAUGACAUGAACGAGGUGAACUAGGAGAGAAAAUUUCAGAUUUUACUCUCAUUUCAUGAGUCUGAGGGAUUCAUAUAUUUCCUGGCGUUUAACAGGGUGGGCCCUGCUCUGCUGCAAAAAUGAGCAGCAUGUGUUGAGUAAAUCCCCAGAAACAGGAAGGUCUCCAAGUCUCAACUCCCAGUAAAAGAAUGAUGAACCACUUGGAGAUCCUAAGAUUAAACCUCCUCUCUAAUCUUCAGAUAACACUGCAUUUGUCCCAUGAAUUCCCCUGAGCAGAGAUUGUUUUCUAUUUCAGAUAAAAUACAGUAAAAGUGAGCAAGGCAGAAAAAGUCAACAGAUGCCCAGGCUCCUACCAUAUUCUGGAGAUACUGUCAGAGCUCUAAUACAGAGCAUUGGCCAUAAUGAAAAGCAGUUCACUCCUCGUGCUCCUCUGCAGCUGUUUUUCCCGGUGCUCUAGGUUAAUAUUUUAUUUGGUUGCCCACAUAAGCCCCGUUCUGCUUCACUGAUGGUGUUUGCAGCACCACUCCUCGUGGUAGUCCACUGUCAUCCUAUGCCAGGCUGCUAAGAAUCGCAUUAUAUUCACCUUCCCUGCUCUAUUUAAAUGUACAUCUAUAAGAGUCACCUUGACAUUAACACUGAAAUGUUAUCUAGGUCCUUAGCCAAAAUUGCUGGGCAACUUGUAAUAAAUAUAGGCAGAAAUUUUAUGAGUACCACAAAGCUCGGUGUUACCACAUCACCAGGAUUUCUUAGGAAAUGUCUUGCAGAGAAAGCUGGCUCUCUGCAUGUAGAUAUCUUUGUUAGAAAACCAACCAUUGCUCUCACUUACACAAUAGGAGGCACUGAAAGUGGUUCAGUUCAUGAAAGGACAGAGGAUUAUUUAGAGAUUAUAUUUGAAUGUAAUCUUGCAGAGCCAAAUAUGGUAUGUCAUUAAGUUGGAACCUUGUAAAUAGCUGUUACACUAUAUAAAAUGAGAAACUUUGGAACUGGAAUAAAAUGAAGGAAGGAAGGAAGGAAGGAAGGAAGGAAGGAAGGAAGGAAGGAAGGAAGGAAGGAAGGAAGGAAGGAAGGAAGGAAGGGAGGGAAGGAAGGAAAAGAGGGAGGGAGAGGAGGGAGGGAACGAGAAAGAUCUGAGUAGCAUUGUUAAUUUCUUCUAAGGAAUUAUAUUGUUUGUUUUAGAAGCUUAUCACAGCCUUCUUUCAUGAUUUUGCAGUUUAGACUUGAAACAGAAGGAAAAAUUCAGCUUGGGGAUGGUUAAGAGUGUUUAUAGCAGAUUCUGACACUGGGGAGAAAACAGAUUCUCGUCCAAGAAGGUAGCUAGUAAAAUAAAGGGAAGGUGAGCCAUAUUCCUAUGCAGCAUCAAUUUAUUGACAAUCAGGGAUUUCUCUUAAAAGUUUGGUCUUCUUAGUUCAAGAAUAAAAGGUUAUCAUCUUUAAUAAUAAGCAUUCCCCAUAAAUUGAAGAGGCAGUCACACACUUAAGUGUGUGACUUUAGAAAAGUACACGCUAAUUUAAAGAUAUACAGGAAGAGAAAAGUAGAAGGAGUUACACUGGAUGUUGUUAAAAGUUGGAUGUUAGUAUUAGUUUCAGGAACAGAUCCUCAUGGCAUGUCACAGGCUUUAAUUAUAUGCCUGGCUUUCUUGUCUCCACUUUAUCAUAAGGAUAAUAUCUUGGUUUAAUGGGAGGAACUUCUCCAUUGAAAUAAAUGUCUUUGCCAUGUCAGCACUAUGUGUUCCCUCAGUUUUAAUAUAACUGACCACAUAUUAAACAUAAUUAAAUAUAUAUUUAAAUGUGAUGUUUGCCUAUAUCUCUAGCAGGAUCUGGGAAUUUUAAAAAUUUGCUUCUGGCUCCUGUUUCAGAGAAAACAUUGGCCUCAGAAAUCUCAUAGGAUAGAAACUGUUCUCUAAGCAGUGUGAACAAUGAAGGAAAAUGUAGUUAAGAGAAAGUUCAGGGAAAGGUAGAGCCAGAGGACUGACACCAAGAAUUCAUUGAGUCUCAACAUAAGACUUCUCAGCAUUUAGUUAAUCAUAUUGGACUAAAUUCCUUCAAGAAUCUUGUCCCUUGGUAAUCAAAUCUUGAAACCCUGCACUGAGAAACACCAACUGGUUGGAAAUAAUAUACUGAGAGGAGUGAAAUGCAUCAAUUAACCUGAGUGGCUAAUAUAUUUAAUAUCCUUUGUGGACAAAAUAAAUCUUCACCAUUCAUAAAACAAAAUCUUUAGAGCCAACUUUAACAAAAAUAGAAAUGACCUGACCCAGGGCGCUUCCUGAAGAAUGAGAACUAUCCAGGGAUUUAGAACUGCAGAAUUGAAAUUAUGCUCUGUGCAACUGUUGAGCAAAAGGUUUUGCCUUACUGGAGAAAAAGUCUUGCUUAUUUUGAGACAUAAAAUCCCCCUGUCCUAAAAGAAUUAAAGCUUAUAGAAGAGCAGAUGUGUUUUCUGUCAGGAAGGACUGCCCCAUUGACCUUUGCCUUCUCUUCCAAGUCAGACAGACUUUUCGCUUGCCAUGGGCAUUUUUUUUUUAACUACACAGUCAGACAACCGGGGCUAUUCAUAGAGACCUUGUAAAAGUACUCGUGAUUUUCACGUUCUUGGAGGACUGAAACAAAAAUCUGUUUCUCCUCCAAAAAUGGACUUACCUCCUUUGCACACAAAAGCUAAACUCCUCAGCAUGAACUUGUUUGAGUUAUUACUUUACCAAGUUGUGAGCUUCUUGCAUCCUCCAGAGUCUCAGAUUCCAUCCCUGAGUUGGUUGUGGUUUCACUGUUUCUAUUGGCUAGUCUCCCUGGACUUUUCAUUUCAUUCUUUGCAGGGCUUGAAUUAUUUGUGGAAAACAAUAAUAUAUAUGUGUGUGUAUUUUUGCUUUAUCUUAUCUUUAUAGAUGCUAUAUUUACAAUAAUGUAUGUAUUAUAAGACAAAUUAAGAAUGAUGUUUUGAACUUAAAAGGAAGAAAAGUACUGAAUUUGGUUGUUUAGAAAAAAGAUCUAUGCUCAAAUAGAAAAACAUAGAGCCCCACUUUUUCCAUUUUGUAAUUAUUUACUUAAAAGAAAUUUGCUUAUAGACCACAUUUAAUGGAAUUAACCACGUCCUCAUUUUUCUUUUCAUCCUCAUAAACCUUGAGCCUGCAUUUAGUCUUGGUUACCAAUAGCUAUCAUUUUUUAAGAGAAAUGUAAGUACCAUGCUAUAUCUGACCUGCAUAAACUAUUAAUAUUUUAAAGACAAAUGUUAAACAUACCACAAAAAUGGUGAGAUAAGACCCUGAUUUAAGAAACAAAAAUACAAUUUAGAAAAAUCCUCCUUCUUGCUUAAAUGUUUAGACUAUUUCUUCUCCAAAGACUGCAUUUGCCUCAGUGAUGUAAAUUUUCCAUCAUGGUUGGCAUAAUAUCUGUAAACAUCUUACUAAAUGCAAAAUGGAGUUUACAUUUAUGUGCAUACUAGCAGAAAAGAAGUAAACUAUUCUCAUUUGCAUGUAGCUAUGCUGUUCAAAUGUAGCCAACCGAAAUUUAGUAAAGAAUUUGUUUUCACCCAGCAAUGUACAUCACUUUUCUCUUGGCAAGGAAGCCGCUGUUAACGUUGGGUUUAGGUUUCACAUUUACACCAGCGAAAAUGUUUACGAAUAUUAUGGAAAACUUAUUUUAAAAUCUUGAUUUCUUUUCAGCACAUUUACAUACUGCGUGCUGAUUAAUAAAUUAGGCACCAAUCAUGUGUAAAUCAAUGUAAAUCACUAGUUUAUGUACAUAAUAUAAACUAUGUAAACUUCAUUUUUCAUGCAGUGCACCCAACUACUGCUAAACCUAUGAUUCUUAAAGAAAAAAAAUCAAAUAAAAAUAAAUAAAAACCAAAACAUUUCACAGUUCAGAAUAGGAAGAAUUGUGAUUAAAGCUCCAAACAGGAGGUUAGCUCAGGCAAAGGAAGCAGACCCACAUGAACAGCUAAAGGUUUAUAUUCUGUUCAAGUCACCUUUCUGGUCUUUCAAGAUCUAAGUGGAGAUUGUCCCAACUAUUGCUGUAGUUGCCUCACCUGACCCCAAAGCUAAGGAAGUAAAAGGAAAGAGAGAGAGGGAAGGGUUUUCAGGGCUAUGUGUCUGCAGUAUCCACUCCCGGGUAUCUUCUUCUUCCUUCUUUCUCACCAUCUAAGAUGUCUUAUUUAAAUAGCUUCCAAGGAAGUGACCUAAACCUUGAUGAGCAAAAUAUUACUCAGUUUUGAUUUUUUAUUCAACAAAAGCAGUGAGAAAGCGUCUUUGUCAUCUAGAGUCUAAGAAAUUGUGCAACAUAAAAAGUAUUAUGUCUUCGAGAAGUAUCUUGCUGAGUCACUCUAAGAAAUAACUACCUUUACUUUAUCUGGUAGCCUAAUGUUUCCACACAGUUAUCCUGAAUAUUGCAAGUGAGGGACUGAAUCAUUUUAAUUGGGAGUUAUCUCUCUCAGGCAUGUUCUCUUGGAGUCUUUUUGAAGUAUCUGACAUGUGUAACAGAAUGACAUAUACAAUAUGAAUAACUGGUACAUUUAAAAAAUCAUCAAGGAGAUGAUUUUAGGAAACAAGCAAACUUUCUCCAAAGAUUCAUACAAAUUUUAGGUCAAAUUAACUUCAGACUUCAAAUGCACUAAUGUACCUAAGAGAAUAAACAGAAAAAAAAAAUAAAACAGAGAAGAAGGAGUUUCAAGGGCUCAUGUGUCUGUACAACAGACUCCCAACUGUCUUCUUGGCACUGUUUCCUCAUCAUCUAAGAUAAAUGACAACUUUAAAGUGAGGUAGAAGGUGGAUUGAAUUGGGAUUCAGGAGAAUUGGGUUCUAACCCCAGGUUUGGCCACAAAAAAGCUGUGAGACAUUGGCAAACCAUUUUACCUUCCUGAGUCUCGGUUUUCUCAUCCUGAAAGUGAAGGAUUCAGGUGACAUCUCUAAAAUCUCUUUCAACUCUAACCUUUAUUCUGAAUAAGAAUUUAAUAUUCACUUAGUGCUGUGCUCAGCACUGGUUUGUAAACAGCAGCUGUUUGUUAUCUCUAGUUUGGUCUCUGUAUUCUCAUCACUUCUUAGAACUAUCAUUCUACCACUGUCAUUUCUAAAGCCAAAACUGUUAGAAUACAGGGACUCUGGACUGGUUCUGCAAAUCUCUUCUGAUCAAAACAUUUCAUCAGUGUAGAGAAGGGACACAUUCAGAUUAUACUAAGGACAUUGACAUAGCUGGGUUUGUUUCCUUGUUUAUAAUAUUACAGAACCUAAAUGUGGAACUAUAUUCUAAUAACCUUUCAUAGGAAGGAAAAUAGCCAGACAGGGUAUUAUGCAUGUAACAAAUGAGGACAUUGUGCAUAAGAAAGGAAACAUUAGUUUUCUCUCAUCCUGGGCCAAGUACCUCGUUACAGUAAAUGUGUGUCCUUGGAAACUCUUUGCUUGUGCUGAUGGCGGUAAGCAUGUGGUCCCAGGCAGGUUCAAAGGCCAAUCUGUGAGAAAUGGGCAAGACAAUACAUUUUGUUUUGGAAGGAAUUUAUCAUGGGAUAAGUUUUCCAAAGCCUGAAUUAUAGACUAUGAAAUAAAACAAAUAAAUGGAGAGAAAACAAGUAUCGUUCUCAAAAAGUACAAGUCAAUUCUAUUUGAAAAAGACAAGCUGAAAAUAAAACAAAAAUAAACACAGUUUAGGAGAUUACAGAGUUGAAGACAGUAUGAGUUGUUGUGAAAGCCAACAUCAAAUGUGAAAGUUAGGUUCUCUGAGAAGAGGGUGAGCAGAAAGGAUGAUUUCUCAAGCAAUUAAUAAGGAAUUACUUGCUUGUGCCAUGUUCUAGAUGCAUUGAGCACAGAGCCUCUUGUCCCAAGCCGUCCUAGAGGCUCAGGUUAGCAUCUUUCCAAAUUAUCCUUUGACUUUAUUGCCUGAAAGAGCAGAAGGCAUUGGAGUCUCCAGACACUGAAGAGUAGGGUCCAGUCAUAACUUCCCAGCAAGCAUAUCACUUUGUGUAGGUAAGGAUAUAUGACAUGCUUAGAGUACCCAUGAAGCUCUCUCUAAGUGGGAGAAUGGCCUGUCCAUGGGACAACUCCCCAUUUUCAGUUAUUUCAUAGGUGCCUCUUUUUGGGCAGUGCUCCUGGAUCUACUGCUAAGCCACGUUCUUCUCUGCACAAGCCCUCCCUAUGUAAAGCCAGGCACAGUACAAAUCUGCUUCUUGCAAGUGAAGAAAACCCAUGGAAGUCCUAGCUUCAUGGCAUGCUGCAGCAAUCCCGAGCUACCGGGAGCCUCUUUUGAACCCACUUCCCUAAGACGUUGCUCUUCACCAGAGAAUGGAAAUUGUUCAUCCUGGUGUACUGUGGCCAAGUUCUGCUCCCUAAGUAUUUACUUGGAGGGGGGAAGUAAAGGGAAGAAAUUCAGGGAGAGAGAAGCAAAGGAGAACAACUUCCAACUUCAUCUCCCAAACCUCCACCCCUUCCUUAUCACUGCUCUACUGAAGGGUGUAUAAAUCCUGCUCUUGGUUAGAAUUCUCCUUAUUAACAGUGUUAUAUACAUAUAAAUAUAUAUAUAUAUAUAUAAAUAUAUUCCUUUUAUUCAGCCCUGUAGACAUGAACUGAUUUUCCCUUGAAGAUACAAACACAUGGCCAUUUUUUGUUUGGGUUUUUUGUUGUUCAAGGUUUUUAUUUUUGUUUAUUGGGUGGAUUUUUUUCCCUGGGUACUAGCUCUGUGAAGGAAAUAAAAAGCGAAGUGUGUGUAAAAAAAAAAAUUAAAAUUAAAAAAAGCUUUUUUUCUUUUCUUUUUAAAUGUAUUUAAAUUCUGUUUCUCUCUUCUGUUACUUUACACGUAUGAAUGCUCUGCUCUUCUGUGAUCUUAAAACAAAAUGAAAUAAACGUGAAAAGGAGAUGUGUCUUCA